UAACCAUUAAUAUUCGCCCAUUCGUCCUAUUUUCCAACGUGAUUUGUGGUUCCAUUAUAUAUAUGGUUGGUUGGAUAUCAACUAAAUAUAUCAAAACCAAAGCAAUGGCAACAAUGCUCCUACUACUCGGCUUACUUAUAAGUCUUCUCGCGUCCAUAGAUGCGCAAUCUGUCGGCGUGUGUUACGGUAGAAACGGCGACGGUUUGCCGUCGCAACAAGACGCAGUGAACCUCUAUCGGAGCAACGGCAUAACCAGAAUGCGAAUUUAUGAUCCAGAUCAAGCUACUCUUCAAGCCCUAAAAGGAACCAAUAUCGAACUCAUGAUCGGCGUUCCUAACGAUGCUCUACAAUCCCUCAACGAUCAAGGCGCUGCAAACACAUGGGUAAGAAACAACAUCCAAAACUACCCCGACGUCAGGUUUAAAUACAUCGCCGUUGGAAACGAAGUCGAUCCAAACAACGGGAAUAGUCAAUACGUUAACUUCGUACUCCAAGCAAUGAGGAAUGUUCAGAACGCCAUUAACGCCGCCGGCCUACAGAACCAAAUCAAAGUGUCGACUGCAACCUACACCGGUUUGUUAGGUGUCUCCUAUCCACCAAGCGAUGGUGCCUUUAACGACAAUGUUCGGGGGUUUAUUCAGCCGAUAAUCGGAUUUCUAACGGAAAACAACUCGCCGAUGCUUGCCAACAUCUACCCCUUCUUUUCCGAUCCUAAUUCCAAUCUCCCGUAUGCGUUGUUUACAGCGCCGGGAACGGUUGUGACUGAUAAUAAUAAUGGUCUACAAUACUCUAACCUUUUUGACGCCAUAUUAGAUGCUCACUAUGCAGCUCAAGCACGUCUUGGUGGAGGGAAUGUGGAGAUUGUUGUGUCGGAGAGUGGUUGGCCAACUGCAGGAAAAGAUGUAGCGACGACAGAGAAUGCUAGAACUUACAAUACGAACUUGAUUAGACAUGUCAGAGGGACAACAGGGACACCGUUGAAGCCUGGAAGAUCUAUAGAGACUUAUUUGUUUGCAAUGUUCGAUGAAAACAGGAAACCUGGUGAAGAGUCGGAGAAACAUUUUGGGAUUUUCUCCCCUAAUCAACAACCCAAAUAUCCAUUGAGCUUCAAUUAGGGAAAAGUAAAACCGCCAUUUCCAAAGCUUUAAAGAAUAUUACAUGCAUGAAAUAAAGUGGUUGUCCGCUACAUAAUAAAGUGAUGUCGAAAUAAAGAUGGUUGGUUUAUCUUUG
This is a messenger RNA of Lactuca sativa (garden lettuce), 1230 nucleotides long. Its product is annotated as glucan endo-1,3-beta-glucosidase. Gene Ontology annotation, biological process: carbohydrate metabolic process. The record is from RefSeq and is a predicted model, not a curated record. Gene Ontology annotation, molecular function: hydrolase activity, hydrolyzing O-glycosyl compounds. NCBI's taxonomy places the organism in Eukaryota, Viridiplantae, Streptophyta, Magnoliopsida, Asterales, Asteraceae.